GGGAUGUGUUUUGAACAGGGUUUUAAUGGAUGAAAAAGUUAUGGCUUGAAGCAAACAGGGGGCUGCAGGUGGAAGUGAGAGAGGGCAGUGUUAGAGACUUGAGGUGCUCUGGGUAUCUGCCUCCCAGCCACGGGAAAGCAUUUCAGACUUAGUUUGGAGGGGGUUUUUCCUCAGGCCAACUAAAAGGUAAAUGAUCACUCUCAACUCCUGCUGUGCCCAGGGCUUCCAUGAAAUCUCCUAGUACUUCAGAUUUUCAGUCUGCCACCUAACGAGGAUGGACAAAGUGGCUGAAGUGUGUAGGAGUGGGGAGCUGGUGAUCAUUGUUCCUUUAAGAGGCAUACAUUUAAAUUCAGAGUGCUGGCCAUGAACUUCACUGGGGUGCUUCCCCCGAACCUCCCUUUCCCCAAAAUACCCUUCCAGUCGUUUGGCCCCUCUAUUGUGGAUCCGUGUGUCUGGUUUGUUUCUGGCCUCUAAGUGAAAGGUAGUACCCCAGCUUCCCUUCUCUCCUUAAACACCUGAGAUGCCAGUCUCCUCAACAGGUAGGUUCCUUGAACUGGGAAGUUAUCAGAUCCCUGGCACAGCGCUUGUCCUUGGUGGAAAUCCAAGGCAUUGAGCAAUCUGUGGUGCCUUGGUGUAGCUCUGGAUCCUGAAGUUUGGAGUUACAGCUCAGCCUGGUCAUUCCUGGAACUGGAGCCAGAGCUGGAGCCAGAGGAAGUGUCCUGCUUCUUGCCAGGCCUGACACCUGAUGGGGAGAGGUUUCUUCUUUCUAUGCCACCUCCGGAAGUUAAAAUAGAGUAAUGAAAAACUACCCUCAAGCGAGCCAGUGGCCGGAUGUGGAGACUCAGAAAUAAGAUGAAGCUGAUGUUCUGGGGAGUCAUUUAUGGGCGGGCCCUCUCUUUGCUUUUUUGGCCAUAGUAUCUCUCUCCCAAGUGAAAAGUACUCCCCUGUUUCCUGCCACCUCUGGGAGGUUGUGCAAUGUCACGAUGUCCUUUACUCCCCGCUGUGUGUCAUCACAGGGCACGGUGGACCCAUGGCCACCUGUCACACUUGACAUCUUGCUGAAUUGCAGGGACAUUUUCUCCUGCAUUGAGUUCUUGUGACCAUUAGGGAUGUGAUUCUUCCCUCAGCUUUGGGACACUUGUGAAAUGUUCCCAUGACCUUCACCCUGGCAGAGAAGCUGGGCACUAGCUCCCAACCAGAAACUGGACUUACACAGGAACAGGGAAGAUGAGUGUGGAUUGAAUGGUGUAUUCUUUUCUGUUCCACCUGGUCUCUACUUGGGUUCUCAUUUGCAGGACUUUCUGGAGAGGCAAACACACUGUGCUGGGAGGGAGGAGAAUGGGGCCACAGAGCCUCUGCUCUGAAAACUGGGCUGGUUUAGACUCAUUCUCAACAGAGCCCUCGGUAGGGUGCAUCACUCCUAGAGCCACUCUCUCAGGUCGUACUUGGGUCUAGGGAGUGAGCAGGUCUGCACAGCUUAGGACACAGCAGGACUGACCCAACCUUUCUAGGCCCCAUGAAUGGGGACAUACUAGACUUUUUUGUGACCCAGUCCAUGCCUCUUGCGGGAUGAAGCAGAAUUGAAUCAUCCCCCAAGAAUGCAAAGGGAGCAAGCACCCUCAGCCCCCUGAUCCCCCUCAGAGCUUCGCUGGAUGCAGUGCCUCUGCAGAGGUGCUCACCCUGUGAUUGGACUCCUUGAUUGGGAUGGGGCUACGGUAUUGCUGGGGUAGCUCGAGAUGUACAGGAAUUGUCCCUUUUCCUUACUGGUCCUGUGCAUUCUGUGUCUUCAGAUGCUCUGUCUGUCCUUCCUUGGUAUGUCAUGUCUGCUGUCUCAGCUUACCCUGCAGAACUGUCCUCUCCUCACAGCUCCUCAUUCGGGAAGCAGCCUCCAGAAACCCGUGGUCUUCUGUCGACUACUCGUCCUCCUGUGCCCCCACCUGCACCCCAAAUAAUUCAAAGAAAUCACUUUUUUUAGGAGCAGAGAGCCAGUGUGUGUAGUCUCCUAGUUCUCCCUCAGCCCUUUGUCAAGGGCGGCCUUGGAGAGGGACUGGAAUCCCUUGAUUUCUCCCUUCUGCUGGCCCGCCCUCUUCCCCCAGGAAAAUCGGGGCGUGAGAUUAAUGAGCGCUGCCUGGCCGGCUGUCGUUGGGAGAAAGUUUGGAUCGUGAUCCUAUUUCAUUAGGCUGAUUGGAGCAGCCUUCACCCGGAGGUAGAGUCCCUCUCCAGGGAGUCCAUGUACAGUUACACUAGCUGUCACCGCCAGUGCCCGCCCUUUCUGGACAGAUGUGACCUCCUCUCACCCCCCUCUUCACCCCCACUCUCCCUCCUUCCUUUAUUUUUAUCCAGCGCCUCGCUUCCUCUCUCUCUUUCCUACUCCCACCUCUGCCUCUUCCCCUUGCCCUCUGCCUCCCUGCAGCGCCAAGCCGGGCCCCGCAACCUCAUUUGCCGCACGCAAACCGCUGAGAGUUGGCGGAGCCGCCUCCUGGGGCCCGGGCAGCCGCGGCCGGCUAAGGCAUCGACGCCAGCAGGCGAGCGAGAGCCGCGGAAGAAAAACAAGCGGGCGCGCGCGGGAGCCCCGGGAGGGCAGCCAGCCGGCGGGCAGGCGCGGACGGCGGAGGACCGGCGCAUGCAAAAGUUAGACUCUGGCAGCCGCGCGCCUAGCCCCUAAGCUCCGAGCUCGCGGCCCUCGGUAGAGGAACUUGAUCUUCCUGCAGCUGGAGUCGCGAGCGGUGCCCUACCCAAGAGGGCCGAAAGCGCCGGGCGAGCGUGGAGCGGGACGCGGCCGGUGGGAGCGCUGCAGCGACGAGGACCCAUGCCGGCGGCCAACCUGAUGGAGAACCUGCAGCUGCCAGCCUUGCAGGUGCCCGGGCCGCAGGGCGCGCCCGAAGGCAGCCCGGUCCGGUCCAGCUCGUCGACCCCCACGAUCCGCCGCCGGCGCUUCAAGAUGCACCGCACGAAGAACGUGCUGGAGCAGAGCCUAGAGGCCGGGCUGGCCCGGGACAUGCAGGGCGUCUUGGCUCCUGGCAAGGAGUUCCUGCAGCUGCCGGCCAUCGAGAUCACGCCUUCCAGCGACGAGGACACCCCGUGGUCCAACUGCUCCACACCCAGCGCCUCCCCGCGCCGAAAACGCUUCCUCCUCCGCAAGUGGCUGAGGGUGAGGGAGCGGAAGGAGUGCAGUGAAAGCAGCAGCCUGCAGAGCAGCCAGCAGAGCAGCCACGAUGAUGACUCCAGCAGGUUCCUGAGUCCUCGGGCGCAGGAAGAAAGCACUGCCAGUAACUCCAACCGCAGCACGCCGGCCUGCUCCCCGAUCCUGAGGAAGCGGUCUCGCUCGCCCACCCCGCAGAGCGCCGAGGGCGACGCCAUGGUGGAGAAGGGCUCGGACCAUUCCUCCGACAAGUCCCCGUCCACGCCGGAGCAGGGCGUGCAGCGCAGCUGCUCCUCGCAGUCCGGCCGGAGUGCAGGCAAGAACUCCAAGAAAAGCCAGAGCUGGUAUAAUGUGUUAAGCCCCACUUACAAACAGAGAAACGAAGACUUCAGAAAGCUCUUUAAACAGCUUCCAGACACGGAGCGCCUCAUCGUUGAUUACUCAUGUGCACUCCAAAGAGACAUUCUUCUUCAGGGCCGACUCUACCUCUCUGAAAAUUGGAUCUGCUUCUACAGCAACAUCUUCCGCUGGGAAACCCUGCUGACUGUCCGCUUAAAGGACAUCUGCUCCAUGACGAAAGAAAAAACAGCUCGCCUCAUUCCCAAUGCCAUCCAAGUUUGCACCGAUUCAGAAAAGCACUUCUUCACUUCAUUUGGGGCGCGGGACAGGACGUACAUGAUGAUGUUCCGGCUGUGGCAGAACGCGCUCCUUGAGAAGCCCCUGUGCCCCAAGGAGCUCUGGCACUUUGUCCACCAGUGCUACGGGAAUGAGCUGGGCCUGACCAGUGACGACGAGGACUACGUGCCCCCUGAUGACGACUUCAACACGAUGGGCUACUGUGAGGAGAUCCCUGUGGAAGAGAAUGAAGUGAAUGACAGCUCAUCCAAAAGCAGCAUAGAGACCAAGCCGGAUGCCAGUCCGCAGCUGCCCAAGAAGUCCAUCACCAACAGCACACUGACAUCCACGGGGAGCAGUGAAGCCCCCGUCUCGUUCGAUGGCCUGCCCCUGGAGGAGGAGGUGCUGGAGGGCACCGGGUCCCUUGAGAAGGAGCUUGCUGUGGACAGUAUCCCUGAGGAGAAGAUGGAGCUCAUGGCACCGGUGAACUCCCCGUCCCUGGACUUCCGAGACAGUGACGGCAUCCCCACCGAGCUCAGCGACUCUUCCGACACCCACGAUGAAGGGGAGGUCCAGGCCUUCUACGAGGACCUGAGUGGUCGGCAAUACGUGAAUGAAAUUUUCAACUUCAGUGUGGACAAGCUCUAUGACCUCCUGUUCACUGACUCACCCUUCCAGCGGGACUUCAUGGAGCAGCGACGCUUCUCAGAUAUCAUUGUCCAUCCAUGGAAAAAGGAAGAGAAUGGAAACCAGAGCCGUGUGAUCCUUUACACCAUCACCCUUACCAACCCUCUGGCUCCCAAAACUGCCACUGUCAGGGAAACACAGACUAUGUACAAGGCGAGCCAGGAGAGCGAGUGCUACGUGAUCGAUGCGGAGGUGCUCACCCAUGAUGUGCCGUACCACGACUACUUCUACACCAUCAACCGCUACACGCUCACACGCGUGGCCCGGAACAAGAGCCGGCUCAGGGUCUCUACAGAGCUGCGCUAUCGCAAACAGCCCUGGGGCUUGGUGAAGACCUUCAUUGAAAAGAACUUCUGGAGUGGGCUGGAGGACUACUUCCGGCACUUAGAGAGCGAGCUGACCAAGGUGGAGAGCACCUACCUGGCUGAGAUGCACAGGCAGUCUCCCAAAGAGAAGGCCAGCAAGCCCCCAGCGGUGCGGAGGAGGAAGCGUCCCCAUGCCCACCUGCGGGGGCCUCACCUAGAGGAGGUGAUGAGCCCCGUCACCACACCCACCGAUGAAGAUGUGGGCCGCAGGAUCAAGCACGUGGCAGGUUCCACGCAGACCCGGCAUGUCCCCGAGGACACCGCCAACGGUUUUCACCUGCAGAGUGUGUCUAAGCUGCUGCUGGUCAUCAGCUGUGUCCUGGUGCUGCUGGUCCUCCUCAACGUGAUGCUCUUCUACAAACUCUGGAUGCUGGAAUACACCACCCAGACCCUCACUGCUUGGCAGGGCCUGAGGCUCCAAGAAAGGUUGCCCCAGUCUCACACAGAAUGGGCCCAGCUCCUGGAGUCCCAGCAAAAGUACCACGAUACUGAACUCCAGAAAUGGAGGGAGAUCAUCAAAUCCUCAGUGAUGCUUCUUGACCAGAUGAAGGACUCACUCAUUGAUCUUCAGAACGGCAUCAGGUCCCGUGACUACACAACAGAAAGCGAAGAGAAGAGGAGCCGCUACCACUGACCAGGCAGGAACAGGGCGGCAGCAAGAGGCCUGUGCAAUACAUGUACAUAGACCAUAUAAAUAUAUAUAUAAAUAUAUAUAUACAGAAUAUAAAUAUAUAUAUAUUAUAUACAGAUUUUAAAAAGAGAUCAUGCCUAUGUACCAGGGAGAAGGAGCUGGACCGCCUCCCGUGCUGGCCAGCGGAGGGCCGAGGAGGGCAGGGACCACCUCUCAGCACCACCCUCCCCGACCCACUGCCUCCCCUCCUCCAGUCCCCUCCCUUCCCCUGGCCGCGCUUGGCUCCAAGAAGGGGAAUGUCGUUGAGCCAAAGUCAUGCCUGUGAAGGCUCCAGAGUCUUGAAAAGAAGUCUCUGGGGGGGGCAUUGCUUAAGGUGCUUCAUUCCCGAAUCCCCUUUGGAUUUGUUUUCAAAAUAAAAGAGAAUUUCUUCUUCCCCACCCCAUGCUUCCACAGGGGUUCUCUUGGGAACAAGGAAGCAGCAAGGGCAGGAGCCCAGUCCAAACUCUUCCUGUGAGGCUGCCCCUUCCAGAGCCCACGAGUCAGGAGGCAGGCAGGGAGGACUGCUGGGCAGCUCGGGAGGCUGCCCAUGCAGGUCUGGGCUCUGCAGCCACAGACUCCCAAGGACUCGUGCAUGAAGGGUGUUUUGAUCAGCCCCUCACCUUCCUCUGACCUGUGUGGGGUGUGGACCCAAUAAGGGCUGGGGAUUUCUUACCUUCCCACCCCCACCCCCUUCUCUCUGGUCUUCCCCCAGGCUGGAUCUGGAGGAGGCAUCACUUUCUAGUGCCUAAAUCCCUAUUUUUUCUCUGUGCCCUAAGAGCACAUUGUUUCUUAGCCAGGGGGAAGCAUUUUUGAUCUUGUUAAACUGUUCUAGUGGUCAAAAGUAGUCAGGUCUAUGGCUCUGAUUCCUGCACUUUGAGCUGUCAGCUUGGUUUCUGGGGUGAAUCAGGGUAUUGUAAGAGCUCCAGGGUUUGAGGGUGAACGCCCUCACAGAGCAGGACUGUGGGGUCUAAUGGAGAAGGCUGUGUGAGUAGUGGGCUCCAGUCCCCAAGCACUAGCUUGGCUGCCAGCAUCAUUUACUCUCAGAGAAGAACCAACAUUAGUUAAGGGAGACGACCGUCCGAGGCACUUGGCACAUGGAAGAAGACCUCAGAAGACCUCAGAAGACCUCAGUCCUUGGAGGGAAUGAUUUGGCAAAGUGUGUGUAUUUGGGCCUGGAGAAGCCUGAUGGAGUCUCUGCCCCAAGGGGGCCAUCCCAGAUCCUCAGUUCCUCAGCCAUGGAGUUCUGGCAGAGGGAGCAAGACCUUUAGUGUCUGUACCAGAGCGCUCGGAUAUCACCGAGGAGCAGAAAGAAGACUUUAGGUUGGGGGCGUGUAUCAUCCAGGGGCCUUCCAGGGCUGGCUCCCUGGGACCCAUGCGUUUAUCUGACUUUGUGGGGACCCUUCUGGGCAUGCUUACCAUCCUUCAUACACUGACUGCUGUUUCUCCAUGUAGCAACCAAAGGACUCCUGCCCGCCACAGGUAGAGCUCACAGGGUUUCUCUCAAUCGGGAAGGGGCCACACCUGCUUGGCGAGGAGAGGUCUUCCUGAUCGCUUGUGCUCCUGGUCAGCACCCUGAUGGAAGGCACAGAGGAAAGGAAGAUUCUAUUAGUGAUUCAGCUCAAAGGAAGAGCCAUUCGUAUUCUUCUCUCAGAAUGGCCUGAGCAUCCCUCUUUGAUGAUUACACACUUUUGACUUUUCAGUCUCUCUGAGAAUGCAGCCUUGCUAUUGCCAUACCGGUGGAAUAAGAAGACAAAGUUAUCCGCACCCAGGGUGUGCCCUGGGGAAUGGCAUGGGAAGGCUCUGUGGCAGCAGCUGGGGUGUGUAGUGUAUAUCCCUAGGACGGGGCUUGAAUGUCAUCAUUCUACUGUCAGGGGACAAAGGCUUUGGAGGAGUUGAAAGGUGCAAAUGCCUCUCAGCCAGUGGGCCGCUACUCACCCCUGCCCAGGAUGUGGAAGGGGAGACCUGGGAGGUGCAGGCUCCUGGGCCCUGAGCCAGAAAAGGGGGAGCAGUGCAGACUGCUAGAAAGUUUCUUAUUGGAGUAACCCAAAGUCAACAUUAUCCCCAGGAACCUUUAAAGACAAAAAUGGUAAAUUCUCUAACUUAUUCCACACAUAUUUAUUUAUUUAUUUAUUUAUUUGAAUCAUGCACUUAUUAAAGGGCCCAGGUGGGGCCUUUGGUGUGACUUAAGAAGCAUUCUUUCCUGGGAGUGAAGUGAUGUGAGUUGCUCUGGCUCCAGGGUUGUUGUGCUUUCUCCCGAUUUGUCAGGCCCGUUCUGGGCAAGAGCAGGUGACAGGGAGGGCAGUACUUAGUUUGCACAAGGAACGCUCGUGAUUUCUGGGGCUUCGAACCCAGAGACGAUGUGUGCCCAUCAGAAACACCCCUUGGCCCACCUCAUUUGUAAGCAUCACGGAUCUCCUGUGGGAGUCAGCUGUUCUAACAAGUUUCUCAUUUUCAAAAAACAACUCUCUUUACUCCCAAACAAAGCUUAGCUCCCUUAUUUAGUAACCUGUCAAGGGCACUUGGCCUGCCGAGAAGUCAGGGAGUGAAACCCCUAAACAACAUUGUAGCUCAUGGCCGCAGCUGGGCAUGCAGCUGCCUGCAAGGGUGCAUCAAAACCAUCCCCUCUUAGGUUAUUUCUUGUAGCCAUUGCUUCUUGGUUUUGUUCGUGUAAAAA
Phyllostomus discolor (pale spear-nosed bat) is the source of this 8153-nucleotide messenger RNA. RefSeq names its product GRAM domain containing 1B (gene GRAMD1B). Gene Ontology annotation, biological process: intracellular sterol transport. The record is from RefSeq and is a predicted model, not a curated record. Gene Ontology annotation, molecular function: sterol transfer activity; sterol binding. The transcript is spliced from 20 exons. Lineage: Eukaryota; Metazoa; Chordata; Mammalia; Chiroptera; Phyllostomidae. Gene Ontology annotation, cellular component: endoplasmic reticulum membrane; endoplasmic reticulum-plasma membrane contact site; plasma membrane. Bases 2810 to 5443 code for a protein of 877 amino acids.